AAACGGCGUUGUGGUAACUUCGACUUGAACUGUGCAGCAACAUGACGGAGGCGAUCGUGUGGAAGCACGCGAGCGAGCGAGAGCUGGCGCAAUUGGCUACGCGGCACUCGGUGGACGACUGUAAAAGCGCACUGGCGGAGAUCUUCGAAUUGGAUCUUUCGGACGAGAAACAGAGGUUUUUGCUCGACUUCCACCUGCACAACUACUCGUUCUGCAGGCAAAGACACUUCGAACUCAACCAAACGUCAGUGUUUCUCGGGAUCUGCCAGACGCUCAUGAAGCGUGACUUCGCGAGUGACAGCACGACCGACCUCAAGAGUAGCUUUGAGUUUUUCCAGGCUAUGCUGCUCACGCACAGCGUCAAUCGUUCACCUAAGAGUGUGGGGAUUUUCAGCCGCGAGGAAGUCGCAACUAUCGUGGACUACGUCGCGAACUCGUACUACCGACAUUUUCAGCUCUACAAGUGCAUCUACACCCCGUAUUACCACUUACACUUCGUCCAGCGCGAGAUCAACGACGUCCAGACGCCCAAAGCUCUUCGUCCGCUCAGCCAGGGAUUCCUGCUCACAGCUAAACCGAUGCCUUCUGAUGAAAGCGUCAAAGAAAACGACGCAGAACCUCCCAGAGAAACUUCAGAGUCACCAGCAGACGAAUAACCAGCAUGCAUGCAAAUCUAUAUAGUCUUCCUCUUGAUUUUCACCUCA
This is a messenger RNA of Phytophthora nicotianae INRA-310, 704 nucleotides long. RefSeq lists its product as hypothetical. Lineage: Eukaryota; Oomycota; Peronosporomycetes; Peronosporales; Peronosporaceae. The transcript has 5 exons. The coding region runs from base 42 to 656 and encodes 204 amino acids. The record is from RefSeq and is a predicted model, not a curated record.